Messenger RNA from Ilex paraguariensis (yerba mate), 2695 nucleotides. NCBI's taxonomy places the organism in Eukaryota, Viridiplantae, Streptophyta, Magnoliopsida, Aquifoliales, Aquifoliaceae. The record is from the annotation of a GenBank genome assembly.
AUAUCCUGAAAACCCAACGGCAAGAAACUAAGCCCAUAGAUGGCACUCUCCUCGGCCACAGCCAAUUUCACUCGCUGCUACCCCAUACCCAUAUGGUCUGUAAAGACCUCAUUCCAUACUAUCGCUAGACUAAUCAUCAAGAGACACAGCCAACACCAAGGUUGGAAGAGAAUGGCUUCCAAAACAACAUCAUUAUCACCAUCACCAACCGAAGGACCUCAACAGAAGCUCACUUUACCCUACGGUUCUUGGAAGUCUCCCAUCACCGCCGACGUCGUCUCUGGCGCUGAAAAACGCCUCGGAGGCACCGCCGUUGACUCCCUCGGCCACCUUUUCUGGCUCGAAUCCCGCCCCACCGAAUCAGGACGGGUGGUCCUUGUUAAAGAAGCAGAGAAACCUGGGGAUGAACCGAUUGAUAUUACGCCGAAGGAGUUCGCGGUGAGGACUGUGGCUCAAGAAUACGGAGGUGGUGCAUUCAGUAUUUAUGGGGAUACUGUGAUUUUCUCAAAUUACAAGGAUCAAAGAUUGUACAAGCAGUCAAUUAGUUCUGAAGAUUCUACUCUGGUGCCGCUUACUCCUGAUUAUGGUGGACCAAUUGUGUGUUAUGCGGAUGGAGUGUUUGAUUCACGCAAUAACCGUUAUGUUACUGUUAGGGAAGAUCGCCGUGAGAGUAGUUUGAACCCAACCACAACUAUUGUAUCAGUAGACCUCAGCAAUAACAACAUCCAAGAACCAAAAGUAUUAGUUGGUGGCAAUGACUUUUAUGCCUUCCCCCGUAUGGAUCCCAAAGGAGAACGAAUAGCAUGGAUUGAAUGGGGCCACCCAAAUAUGCCAUGGGAUAGAUCCGAACUUUGGGUUGGCUAUCUUUCUGAAAAUGGGGAUAUCAACAAUCGCAUAUGUGUUGCUGGUGGUGAUCCAACUCUCGUGGAGUCUCCGACCGAACCCAAGUGGUCCUCUCAAGGCGAACUAUUCUUCAUUACUGAUAGAAAAAGUGGGUUCUGGAAUCUCUAUAAAUGGAUUGACUCCGAUAAUCAGGUGCUGCCAGUUUAUUCCUUGGAUGCUGAGUUUGCAAGGCCUUUAUGGGUAUUUGGGAUGAAUUCUUAUGAAUUUGUUCAGAGUCAUGGGCAAAAGAACUUAUUUGCUUGCAGUUACAGGCAGAAUGGGAGGUCAUACCUUGGAAUUCUGGAUGAUGAUCGGGGAACGUUAACCACGCUUGAUAUUCCUUUCACAGACAUAAUUAAUAUUACUUCAGGGUUUCAUUGCCUAUAUGUUGAAGGAGCUUCUGCAACCCAUCCACUAUCAAUAGCUAAGGUGGCUUUAGAUGAUCAGAAAUCAAAGGCAGUGGAUUUCAAGAUUAUUUGGUCUUCCUCACCAAGUAGUAAAAAGUACAAAUCAUACUUUAGCUUGCCCGAAUUGAUCAAAUUUCCAACAGAAAUUCCUGGUAAAAAUGCCUAUGCAUACUUCUACCCACCGACCAACCCCCUUUAUCAAGCUAGUCCAGAAGAAAAACCUCCAUUGCUAUUGAGGAGCCAUGGAGGGCCUACAGCUGAGACACGUGGAAUAUUAAAUCUUUCCAUCCAGUAUUGGACCAGUCGUGGUUGGGCAUUUGUGGAUGUGAAUUAUGGUGGAAGCACUGGUUAUGGUAGAGAAUAUAGAGAAAGGCUUUUGGGACAAUGGGGAAUCAUUGAUGUUAAUGACUGUUGCAGUUGUGCUAAUUUUUUGGUGGAUAGUGGAAAGGUAGAUGAAGAAAGACUAUGUAUUACUGGGGGCUCUGCUGGUGGGUACACCACACUGGCUGCACUUGCUUUCAGAGAGACAUUUAAGGCUGGAGCUUCAUUGUAUGGUGUAGCUGACUUAAAAUUAUUGAGAGCUGAAACUCACAAAUUUGAAUCUCACUAUCUUGAUAAUCUUGUUGGAGGAGAAAAUGAUUACUUUGAGAGGUCGCCCAUUAAUUUUGUUGAUAAGUUCUCUUGCCCCAUAAUUUUAUUCCAGGGAUUGGAGGACAAGGUUGUCCCCCCUGAGCAAGCACGUAAAAUCUAUCAUGCAUUGAAGGAAAAAGGGUUGCCCGUUGCUCUUGUGGAGUAUGAAGGAGAGCAACAUGGUUUUCGCAAGGCUGAAAACAUUAAGUUCACACUGGAACAGCAAAUGGUGUUUUUGGCGCGAUUGGUGGGUCAAUUCAAGGUGGCAGAUGAAAUCACUCCCAUCAAAAUAGAUAACUUUGACUGAGGGUUGGGUAUUUGAGGUAUCUGAUCCGGAAACUAUGAAUCUCUUUCUCUGUGUCCUACCUGAAUGAUCUAUAACUUUGUUGGUUAAGAGAGUUUACUUCGUAAUGUUUUUUGCUGGAGAAGUGAAGUGAAAAUACUUGUGUUCAGAAAGGUUUGUGGAACUGUUCCUCUAGUCCUAUGAAAUAUUUACAUUAGAUGCAUGUUGACUCAGUAUAGACAUCAAUACAACAAUUCAUCUUGUUUCUUGUGGGUCUAGCACAUUUUAAUCUUAUAGUAUUAAGACAUAUUUUGUUUAUUCAUCCUAGUCAUCUAGUGUUGCGUCCGGAACUUUAUGUUUAUUCCGUAUAACCAGCGGCGGAUUCACAAAAAUGUGGGGUGUAAGUAUAAUUUUAAAAAAUUUAGAAUUUAUUAGACAUUUGCCCCCAUUAAAAAGUUUUAAAAAAAUUAUUGGGCUUGUAGCUCUCUUUGUG